AUGCGAGGUUUUGAUAACUUUGUCUGUGGGGGGCGUGCUGAUGCAUUUGAUGACUUGCACAUCGAUCGCGCAGGGACCGCCAGCCAAGACGUCGCUCUUAUCGUUACAGAAGAUGAGAUCAACAUCAUGGCCCGCUGCAAAGAAGAUGAGAUGUUUUUCUUCUUUCUUGAUGGAUACCCUACAGAGAUGGAACGGAGUGUGGUCAACUCAUCCAUCACCGAUCCCUGCCCUCUCCGGAGCAAACGGGACGCGGUGUUCUCUACUGCCUAUGGUCUGGACAAGUUGGCCUUACGGUCUUGGCAUGGCGAUCCUCUAAUCUCGCUUCCCAUCAAACCAUUCUACGAAGCCAUCAACGCCAUCAGCGCCAUCAGCCUCAAUGUCGCUGUCCGCUUGUCCGCCAUCACUGGCCCCUCCAAGUAA
This is a messenger RNA of Cordyceps militaris CM01, 420 nucleotides long. RefSeq lists its product as uncharacterized. The transcript is spliced from 6 exons. Lineage: Eukaryota; Fungi; Ascomycota; Sordariomycetes; Hypocreales; Cordycipitaceae. The record is from RefSeq and is a predicted model, not a curated record. The coding region runs from base 1 to 420 and encodes 139 amino acids.